Messenger RNA from Manis javanica (Malayan pangolin), 2130 nucleotides. RefSeq names its product dihydrouridine synthase 3 like (gene DUS3L). Gene Ontology annotation, biological process: tRNA processing. Gene Ontology annotation, molecular function: metal ion binding; RNA binding; tRNA dihydrouridine synthase activity. The record is from RefSeq and is a predicted model, not a curated record. NCBI's taxonomy places the organism in Eukaryota, Metazoa, Chordata, Mammalia, Pholidota, Manidae.
CAGGCAUGCGCACUUGCCCACCACGAACGGGGAGGACACACCGGCGACCCGGAAGGCCUUCCCGCCACACUCCCAAGGGGGCGUGCGGUGGCGGGGGGCGAUGGCGGAGGGAGCAGCGGAGGCCUCGGUAGAGAGCGGUGGCAACUCGGGAGCCGGCGCGCCAGAACGGGGAGUGGCGCCCAUUAAACCGCAAUUCUGCACCACCAAGAAGCAAUUCCAUGAUUUUCUGGAAGCCAAAGGGCAAACGCCCUGCCAGGAAACCGAGGCAGGAAACAUUGGUGGCAAUGACCUGUCUGAGCCCGAGGCCAAGAGGAUCCGACUGGAGGAUGGGCACAAGGAGGACAGGCGGUCAGGGGAGGCGGCCGAGCCCCAGGAGCAGCCGCAGGUUCAGAAGAGGGCCCGGGGCCAGAACAGGGGCCGACCCCACCUGAAGCCCACCCACUAUGACAAGAACAGGCUCUGCCCCUCCCUGGUCCAGGAAUCCGCCGCUAAGUGUUUCUUCGGCGACCGCUGCCGCUUCCUGCAUGACGUGGGCUGCUACCUGGAGACCAAGCCGGCUGACCUGGGCCCGCGCUGUGUGCUCUAUGAGACCUUCGGAAAGUGCCCCUAUGGCGUUACCUGCCGCUUUGCCGGCGCCCAUCUGGGGCCCGAGGGCCAGAACCUGGUGCAGGAGCCACUGGUCCAGGUCCCGCUGGUCCGCAACAGCCUGGACAAGGCCCUGCAGCUGCAGCUGCGGAAGCGCGAGAUCCACUUUGAGCGCGCCGAGCGGGCCCUGCACCAGCUGAGCAAAGGCCAGCUGCCGGGCUCCACCCCAGCUGUUGCGGACCCCGAGCCCGUGGGGAGUGAGGGUGCCGCAGGGCAGGACAGCUGUGCCGCCCAGCAGGCCUCCCUUGGGGCAGGCGCGGGUGCCCCUCCCAGCGCCUCUGUGCAGACCUGUGGGCCCCUGACCGAUGAGGACGUGGUGAGGCUGCGGCCCUGUGAGAAGAAGCGGCUGGACGUCAGUGGCAAACUGUACCUGGCCCCCCUCACGACGUGUGGGAACCUGCCCUUCCGGCGAAUCUGUAAGCGCUUUGGGGCUGACGUGACUUGUGGGGAGAUGGCCGUGUGCACCAACCUGCUGCAGGGCCAGACGUCCGAGUGGGCCCUGCUCAAACGCCACCCGUGUGAGGACAUCUUUGGGGUCCAGCUUGAAGGCGCCUUCCCCGACACCAUGACCAAGUGUGCGGAGCUCCUGAACCGCACCAUCGAGGUAGACUUCGUGGACAUCAACGUCGGGUGCCCCAUCGACCUCGUGUACAGGAAGGGCGGGGGCUGCGCCCUCAUGAACCGCUCCACCAAGUUCCAGCAGAUCGUACGUGGCAUGAACCAGGUGCUGGACGUGCCGCUGACGGUGAAGAUCCGCACGGGCGUGCAGGAGCGCGUAAAUCUGGCCCACCGGCUGCUGCCUGAGCUCCGGGCCUGGGGCACGGCCCUGGUCACGCUCCACGGCCGCUCCCGGGAGCAGCGCUACACCAAGCUGGCUGACUGGCGGUACAUCGCGCAGUGCGUGACGGCGGCCAGCCCCAUGCCCCUGUUCGGAAAUGGGGACAUCUUGUCGUACGAGGACGCCAACCACGCCAUGCAGACUGGAGUUGCUGGGGUCAUGAUUGCCCGCGGCGCCCUGCUCAAGCCGUGGCUGUUCACGGAGAUCAAGGAGCAGCGGCACUGGGACAUCUCGUCGGCCGAGCGCCUGGACAUCCUGCGCGACUUCACGCACUACGGCCUGGAGCACUGGGGCUCGGACACGCAGGGCGUGGAGAAGACGCGCCGCUUCCUCCUCGAGUGGCUGUCCUUCCUGUGCAGGUACGUGCCCGUGGGGCUGCUGGAGCGGCUCCCGCAGAGGAUCAAUGAGCGGCCGCCCUGCUACCUGGGCCGAGACUACCUGGAGACGCUCAUGGCCAGCCAGACGGCGACCGACUGGAUCCGCAUCAGUGAGAUGCUGCUGGGACCCGUACCCCCCAACUUCAUCUUCCUGCCAAAGCAUAAGGCCAACGCGUACAAGUAGCUGUGGCAGCAGGCGCAGGGCCUGUGAGGGCCCAGCAGGAACCCGGGUGCUCGAGAAGACAAUAAAUUUUAUUCUUUUAAAACCCA